Messenger RNA from Malus domestica (apple), 1907 nucleotides. Its product is annotated as galactan beta-1,4-galactosyltransferase GALS3-like. The record is from RefSeq and is a predicted model, not a curated record. Lineage: Eukaryota; Viridiplantae; Streptophyta; Magnoliopsida; Rosales; Rosaceae. Gene Ontology annotation, molecular function: glycosyltransferase activity. Gene Ontology annotation, cellular component: cytoplasm.
GGGAAUUGCAAACGACACAGGGACAGAGAGAGAACUUCAACUUCUUCCUCUCUCUUUCCGGUUCAGUAGAAACGAAAGCUCUACACGCAUCAAUGGCGAAGGAGAAAGCAGACAAGGAGAAGAAGCUGUUCGUUGGAGUCGUCUGGAACUACGCGGCGGAGCUGAAGCUACUACUGAUGGCUCUGUUAAUCCUCUGCACAUUAGCUACUCUUCUCCAAUUCAUCCCUUCCCGCUUCACCAUCUCCACCUCCGAUCUCCGCUUCUGCAUCUCCAGAGUCAGCACUUCCGCCCAAGUCCAGGCCCUCGCCCAAGCACCGGGCCAGUCAGAUAUAGCCACCGCCACCGCCACCGCCGCAGCUGCAGCACCGUCAUCAACACCAUCUUCCCCGCCGCCUCCGACUCCGCCACCGCCGCCAUCUGUUGAGCUCGACAAGGUGCUGGAAAAUGGCGUCCUCAAGCGGGCCUUCAACCCGUACGGCUCCGCCGCCUACAGCUUCAUCACCAUGGGAGCUUACAGAGGCGGCAUGAACACUUUCGCCAUUGUGGGCCUGGCCUCUAAGCCUCUCCACGUCUACUCCAACCCCAAAUACGAGUGCCACUGGGUCCCGAAUCUCAAUUCGACCCGACGCAUUUCCUCAAUCGCGUACAAAGUGCUGCCGGAUUGGGGCUACGGCCGAGUCUACACAGUCGUGGUCGUGAACUGCACAUUCUCCCAGCCCAUAAAUGCCGACAACUCCGGCGGUAAACUCCUCCUAUUAGCCACCACCGAAGGCGGCGGCGACCGGAAGUUCAACACCACCGACACAAUCCAGGUCUUAACCGAAGAACCCAACACUUUAAACCCCGGAAUCUUCACCGCCCGGCCUAAAUACGACUAUAUAUACUGUGGCUCUUCGUUGUACGGAAAUCUGAGUCCCCAGAGAGUGAGGGAGUGGAUUGCUUACCACGUCCGGCUCUUCGGGCCCAGAUCCCACUUCGUCAUCCACGACGCCGGUGGGAUCCAUGAGGAGGUGCUGGAGGUGCUGAAACCAUGGAUGGAGCUCGGAUACGUGACGCUGCAGGAUAUCAGGGACCAGGAGAGGUUCGAUGGGUACUAUCACAACCAGUUCAUGGUGGUGAAUGAUUGCUUGUUCCGGUAUAAAUUCAUGGCGAAGUGGAUGUUCUUCUUUGAUGUGGAUGAGUACAUUUACAUGCCUCCCAAGAGCAAUCUAAAGUCGGUGCUCGAUUCGCUGUCGGAUUACACGCAGUUCACCAUUGAGCAGAUGCCCAUGAGCAGCAAGCUCUGCCUCCUCGAAGAUUACCACAAAACUUACAGGAAAUGGGGGUUUGAGAAACUUGUGUACAAAGAUGUGAAGAGAGGGAUACGAAGGGACCGGAAAUACGCGGUGCAACCGCGCAAUGUGUACGCCACGGGCGUGCACAUGUCGCAGAAUGUAGCAGGAAAAACAACGCACAAGACGGAGAGCAGGAUCCAGUAUUUCCACUACCACGGAACCAUUGCCACUCGGGGGGAGCCCUGCAGACGGCUGAUCAACACGACCGAGAUCUAUGUUGACAAAGUACCUUAUGCUGUGGACACGACGCUGAGAAGUGUCGCUGGCUCUGUGAAGAAGUUUGAGCUCAGGAUGAUUGGAUCCAGGUUACAAAACACCAGACAAUAAGGGGCACACCAUUUUCCCACUUUUUUUUUAUUCCUUUUAUUUUUAUUUAUUUUAUUUUCUUGUUGGUUUUUUUCUAUGUUAAUGUUUAAUUUAAUUACGGUUGUAGAACAGAACAUUCUUUGGAGGGUUGAGAGUUCUUCCUUGUAUAUUAGUUUUUAGUAAAAGGGUAUAUAAUAGUUUUCAGACAUGUCACAUGGUUUGGAGUAUAAAUAGAUGGGAAUAAUAUAAACCUUCGAGUUUCACCUU